GAGCAGCAGAUUGGUACUCACCUCCUUAUCGACGUUUUAAAGCAUGAAUCUCACACGCUUUGAUGAGUGCUGCGCCUUCGAGGCUCCCAUCCUAGACCAGCUUUUGCCUCCGAUACUGGUCCUUGAGUUCAUGUUUGGACUGGCGGGUAACGUUGUGGCGCUGUGGAUGUUCAUCUUCCACAUGGAUACAUGGAAGCCGAACUCUGUGUACCUGACUCACCUGGCUGUGGCAGACUCCAUCGUGCUGUUCUGCCUCCCUUUCAGAGCCGACUAUUACAGACGGGGGAAAAACUGGCUGUACGGUGACGCCUUUUGUCGAAUUCUUCUCUUUUUGCUUGCCGCAAACCGCGCCGCCGGGAUCUUCUUCCUCACGGCUGUGGCUGUCGACCGGUACUUCAAGAUCGUCCACCCUUUGAAUCGAAUCAACAGGUUGGGUCUUUGUUACGCUCUCUGGGUCUCGCUCUGUCUCUGGGGUCUGAUUUUUCUCGCUACCGGGUAUCUUCUCGCCGAUGAGCACUUUUUCACAAGCAACAACCGUACUCAGUGCGAGAGUUUCAACAUCUGCAUGGGCUUCAGCCCCCUCUCCACCUGGCACAACACUUUCUACAUCGUCCAGUUUUUCCUCCCCACGGCAAUCGUCGCUUUCUGCACCAUCAGAAUCACCUGGCAGCUGAAAAGCAGGACUGUGGACAAAAAUGGGAAAAUCAAACGUGCCGUGCAGUUUGUCUCCGCUGUGGCUCUGAUCUUCAUUACCUGCUUCUUCCCCAGCACCAUUUCACGCAUAGCCGUGUGGAUCCUCAAGGCGUGGUAUCAAGAAUGCAAGUAUUUUGAGACGGCUAACCUGGCGUUCUACACAUCCGUUUGUUUCACAUACUUCAACAGUGUCCUGAACCCAGUGGUGUAUUAUUUCUCGAGCCCGGCAUUCAGCGGCACCUUCCAGAAGCUCCUGAAUAAACUGCUGAGAAGGAGCAAUGAUGAAACUGAUACAUCUGAGAAUGACAUUUCCACGGUUGAUGGCAGAAGAAUAUAAAACCAGCUGCUAUUUCAAACUGUUACAUGAAUGCAUGAUGCAUUUCAAAGUUCUGGCUACUGAUAAAAAAUGAUCCUGAUUUAUAACUAAUAAGAUUUAGUGAAGAGGUUAUGCUGUGACUGUUACAACAAAAUUGAACAGCCUGUAAAAUUAGCAAUUUACUGUUGUGUGUACUUGCAUAGGCUUAACAUAACCCCUCAAAUGUAAAAGCCCA
Labrus mixtus (cuckoo wrasse) is the source of this 1244-nucleotide messenger RNA. RefSeq names its product hydroxycarboxylic acid receptor 3-like. Gene Ontology annotation, cellular component: membrane. The coding region runs from base 44 to 1030 and encodes 328 amino acids. The transcript has a single exon. Lineage: Eukaryota; Metazoa; Chordata; Actinopteri; Labriformes; Labridae. Gene Ontology annotation, molecular function: G protein-coupled receptor activity. The record is from RefSeq and is a predicted model, not a curated record. Gene Ontology annotation, biological process: G protein-coupled receptor signaling pathway.